GUUCUUGUCGUUAUCCUCGCGAUUUUUCUUCACCGUGGAAAUGGCCGGGCAGCUGAUUUCGACAAAAUCAUGCGCAGAAUUCAAGAUGGCGGAGUCCCGUCCACCCAGAGUGCUGUACCAUGGAGAUCAAAGAGGUCCCCUGGUGACGAGCCCAGUUGUUACACAGGCAGAGUUGUUUCCUUCACUUUGCCAAGCAGCAAAACAGUAACUUCUCCCAUUUGUAAGAAGAUUACAUCUUCUGGAACCGCAUGUUUUAGUUCCAUGGCAAACAACAACAACCAGAGGAAAUGUGUUCCGUCCAACUUCAUCACAGAGGAAGGAAAAAGAUAUAACACUGCCUGUUCAUGUGCACCAUAG
This is a messenger RNA of Pocillopora meandrina, 357 nucleotides long. NCBI's taxonomy places the organism in Eukaryota, Metazoa, Cnidaria, Anthozoa, Scleractinia, Pocilloporidae. The record is from the annotation of a GenBank genome assembly.